AUGGUCGAAGGGAUGACAAGAAAUAUUGUAAUCAUUGGCGCUGGGGCUGCCGGUAUGGUAAGUCUUCUUUUUAAAUAGUUGUCACGCACCGCUUGAUGAAUUUAUCUUUCCAGUGAAACGACCAAAACCUUCGUCAUUAAGCUAAGGAAAUCCAUCGUUUGGUUUUGUCUAUCAAUUCUCCAGAUGAAAUACCACGUACUGACACCAUUUGUUAUAGUCCUGCGCUGCCACUCUCGCUCAACAUCCCGAGAAGUUUAACGUGACUGUUCUGGAACGUGCUCCGGUAACAGGUGGGCAAGCAACCUCGAUAUCACUUGAUAAGAAAAAAUAUGGAACAGACUGGAUGAAUGAUGGUGUUCAAGGUGGCUCACUGGUAGGCUUCUCCUUCCCCAGAAAUGCCUAUCGUCAUAUCAUAACACCUACUCAGAUUUUCAAACACACUUUAAAUUUCUUCCGAAAGUAUGGCCAUGAACCACAAGAGAUCAAACUCCAGGUCGCUUUUGGAAAAGGACCAGACGGGUUUUGGACAAAUUGCUUUCCAAGCCCUCUGAUUGAGCAGUUCUCCUCAGACAUCAAAAAGUUCGGCAAGGUUCUCAAACUUAUCAAGUGGACUCUGCCAAUUCUCGGCCUUGUCCCGAUCCGAAUCAUGCUCAAAAUGUUUUUCUUCAGCAAAGACUUUGGCGAUAAAAUGGUCUAUCCAUUGAUCGCUUUGUUUCUCGGAACUGGCAACCAGACUGCAAAUGUUUCAUGCGCCAUCCUUGAAAGAUUAUUCGAUGACCCGAAUAUGAAGCUUUGGGACUACGAUUCUGAAACACUUUUACCCAAUCUGCCAACUAUGGUAACUUUCCCAAAUCUGCAUAACUUCUACGAGGACUGGAAAAGUGAUCUCAUCUCUAAAGGAGUUGACAUUAGACUUGAGACUGAAGUGACGGAGAUCGUCCAACGAAACAAGAAUGGAGUCACUUUCAAGAGCAGACAGGUUCAAAAGGACUCAAUCGGACAACAAGAAAAUUCAAAAGUCAACACGGAAAAGUUUGACGAUCUCGUUAUGUGUGUUUUAGCCGAUGACGCACUUAAACUACUAGGCAAAACCGCAUCUUACAGAGAAAAGUUCGUCCUUGGUGGCGCCAGCUUCUAUGAUGAUAUAACAAUCACUCAUUCAGAUCACGCAUACUUCCAGAAACACUAUGAAACACAUUUUUCUGAAUCUCUUUGCGCAGAGCCAAAGUCGAAGUCUCAGCGUGAUCAAAUUGCAUUCGCGAAAGGCGAACAAAGAGGCGUGGAUGACGAGCCAAGCGGGUACAGGCCAAUGUACUAUACGAAAUCUUACAAAGAGGAUCCCAAGAAGAUUGAGAUGAGUUUCGAUUGUACCAACUAUCAGCACCAAUUCCGGAUGGACCAUGACGCCGAGAUCGCCCCGGUGAAGUUUGAAAACCAUGUCUUUCAAAGUAUUUUCCUCGACAAGGGGAACAAGGAACUUUGGACAAUUGAUGAGAUAGACGAGAGCAAAGUUAUUGAGAAGAAGUGGUGGCAUCAGUUAGGUCACAAAUGGCAGCAUUACGUCAGAGUGGUUCCAGGUAUGUAUUUUUCUGAUAUGGCUUUUCCAAGUAACCAUAUUAAUGAAGAUGUAGGAAUGAUGUUCCUGAAUGGCAAGAAUCGCACCAUGUUUGCUGGUUCCUGGACAUUGGUGGUAUGUACUGUUUACUCGUCAAUACCUCUCGAGAUCCUCCUGAGCCCAAUUUUAGAGUCUUGAGCUGAUGAAGCAAUAGAAUAUGCACGAGCUAGCUUGUGUAAGUGGAAUUUCGGCAGCGUAUCGUCUUGGAGCAGGCUAUGUCAAAUUUGAUGAUUUUGCGGAGGACUUUUUCAGCAAAUAUUUACUCCUCUCGCAUGGUGUACGGUAUGGGGCCGAGCAAAAAAGGAGGAAACAGAAGCAGAAUUAAAAUUCUAUAUGAGGGAUUGAAU
Hymenoscyphus albidus is the source of this 1962-nucleotide messenger RNA. The record is from the annotation of a GenBank genome assembly. NCBI's taxonomy places the organism in Eukaryota, Fungi, Ascomycota, Leotiomycetes, Helotiales, Helotiaceae.